CAGGCGGCACACAACGUUCACCGGGAGGAGGAGCGUAAGUCGGUCUAGCGUGACGUCACGUUCGUCAACCUAGUUGGGUUAGGUUUUACGCUGGAAAUUCUAACGACAAAUUUUUUGUUUGACGAUUGAUGUUUUCCCCGUGUCGUGUCCACUGUGGUUGAAGCGACGCUGAAGUGCACGCGCAAGUUGACGGCCAGGAAGUCGCGUCUCGCAGAGCGAAUAAUCGCGCAAGGGCCCGCGUAGUUUUGGCGUAUGAGAUUUUAAACGGAAAAUGAGUCGACAUGAAGGGGUAAGCUGUGAUUCUUGCUUGAAGGGAAAUUUUCGGGGUCGUAGAUACAAGUGCCUCGUAUGCUACGAUUAUGAUCUAUGUGCCAGCUGCUACGAGGGAGGCGCCAGUACCACACGCCACCUCACAGAUCAUCCUAUGCAGUGCAUACUUACUAGAUCUGAUUUUGAAUUAUACUAUGGUGGUGAAGGCGUAAGUGUGGAACAGCCUCAAUCCUUAACUUGUCCCUAUUGCACGAAAAUGGGCUUUACUGAGGCUACAUUGCAAGAACACGUCGCUGCUGAUCAUCCUGAUACUUCGUUCGAAGUUGUUUGUCCAGUAUGCGCAGCAGUGCCAGGUGGAGAUCCUAAUCAUGUAACUGAUGAUUUUGCGGGCCACCUAACACUAGAACAUCGUAGUGGACCAAGGGACCUGAUAUCCUUUUUGGAUGAACCGUCUGCGAGUAGGCACGGCGUUAGACGGAUACCACAUCCGUCUAGAGCUGUUGGUGCACCACGUGCACGUAGGUCCAACAUGCAUUUCAGUUCAUCAGGAGGACUGAGUCCAAGUAAUCGAGAAGGUAUAGACCCAAUUGCGGAAUUGCUAUCCCAAUUGUCAGGAGUACGUAGAAGUGGAGGCGGAAGUGGACAAAGUUCCUCGGCACCUUCACAGCUACAGCAACUACAAAUGCAAUUGCAAUUAGAACGACAACAAGUCCGGGCUGCUAGACAACAACUCGAGCGAUUACCAAGGAGACAGACGCAAGUGAUCGGUUCUGUAAGUGGUGGUAGCGGGGGUGGUAGCGGUGGUAGCGGUCAUUCUACUACUUUGGCGGCAUCGAAUAGUACGAGUAGUAACAAUAAUGCGACCAAUGCGGCCAACCCGUCCGGUGUGUCUUCUACUAAUUCACAGAACGUUAUGUUCCUGUUGCCCAGAUGCAUUACAACAACGCCGUCUGAUUCACAACUGCAAAGUAUUGAACGCGAAAGUGCAAAUAGGAGCCUUUUUACACGUGAACUUAUCGUCGGAACGCUUUCUCAAACAUUGUCAGAGUUGAUGCAACAGCAAUGCAACGUGCAAACACCGGCGUCGAGUGCGACUACUGCCACGACCAGUCCCGAAACACCAAACGCCAAUGCUUCCAUCGUCUCUACGAAGAAAUUAAGUUUAGCUCAGGAAGCGAAGAGGGAACAAGCGACAAGUAAACACGUGACACCACAGGCAUCUAUGCAACAAAAAGAAUCACAUAUUCUGCAGGCUGCUGCCGCUACCACUGGCAGUGUAGGUUCAGGUCUGCAAAAUCAGGGUUUACCCCCGAAUCCUAAUAGCAUUGCAACACAAAAUCCACCUAUAGUUCAAACAUUGAUGCAUAGUGUGUUACCUCAGCCAUUGGUACUGCAGCAACCACUGCCGCCGCCAAUUAGGAAUACCGGUACUGGAACUAUUAGGGAACCGAUAGCAACUCCGGCGCCCGCUUAUCUGAGAGGUGGGGUGGGUUCGGUCGGAGUGACAGGCUCUUCACGUAGGAAGCCUGUUAGGGCUGUAGAUGGAAGAAACCAAUCUACGGAACCGCCACCUCCGCACUAACCCUUCCUUAGCCCGUGUACCCACCCACCCUGAUUCCUCACACAGGACCCUCUAGCACUAGUCCUAGCACUGUUUAGAACACCUCAUCAUUAUUGUUAUUAUUAUAAUAUUAUAUAUUAAUAAUUAUUCAAAACAUCCUCCCCCUCUCGCUCCUUCCCCCACCCUCCUCAUCCUCCUGUGUCCUGCUAUUAUUACUUUCCCGAACUUUAAUCCCGCCAUCUUUGCUGUUACGUGACAUGGAACAAGGGCAAGGGCUAAUUCGUUGGCCGCUGUGGCAUAUUUACGAAAUAAUAAUGUACAUAACUCACUUCUUGCAGUCAUGCUCGAAAUAUAUAGAGUUCGUUCACGUGUACUCUUCUUCGAACGUCUACUCUUCUUCGAACGAGUCUUGCCACGUUCUUCCACGCUGACGUGCUACCACGAUACGGCGUUAUCUCUUAUCCGCUAGAGAGCAAGUGUUUGCGAACAAACGUGCUGUGAGAGAAAAGAAAUCCUUACGAGGACAUUAGCGUUCACUGUUCGAUUUAUUGCAACAGGACAAACAUGCAAGGAUAUAUUGUAUUGUGAUUCAGCAAAGCUAGACGAAUGUGUACAAGAGUGAAAAUCUGCCCAUUACAACAUGUUUGCUGUCACAAUACGAGUGAAGUGCCAGAUUUCACUAAUCUACAUAUGCGCGCUGUAAAUUAUAUCGAACAAUUAACUGCUAAUGCACUUGGAAACACGACGCGCGUUCUUUGCAAAUAAAAGUACAUGAAAUUAUGCCUGGGUUGGUCCGUAAUAUUCUCUCUCUUUCUCUCUGUCUCUGUCUCUAACGCUUUUAAAUUGUUCCUUACCUGUAUUUAACUUUCCCGGCGCACUAAUAGAGGAAAACAAUUGUAGAGGUAAAUGAAGUGUCGCAAAUGAUUUAACAGUGCAGAACAAUGCUGCUGGUUAUUUUUCAAUUGACUGUUUCAGUUGUAAUUCUCGUUAUAAUAGAUUCCUGUAUGCUUUACAAUCAAUAAAUCCUGGGUAUGUGUAAAAAAAAAAUUAUUUGUAUUCUACAUAAUAAAUACCAUUUAAUUUCUUUUAAAUACAAUUGUUCGCGUUGCGACAUUUUGCAAACAUAUUAAAUAAGAGGAAAAUUCAAGAGAAUAAUGGACAAAUGUGUCAAAGAUUUUAUGUACUCUAGACUGUCUUAAAAAGCAGACGAUUGAUUGAAUCAAAUUUAAUUUAACAAAUCGGCGCUAGCGGACCAUCCCUUGGCACAUAUACGUGGCAUAAAAGAUGAUGUCAUAAAGUGGAGAGAUUAUAUUAUCAAUUGUAUUACUUUAAAAUCGGCGGCCUUAUAAAUUUAUAAACCUGGCGUUUAUUAGACUAUUUAAUGUUACAUUAAUAUUUAAAAUUAUUUUUUUUCUGAUUUAUUAUGUAAUUGUACAGUAUAAUUUGCCACAGAAUCGAAAAAUAAAGUGUCUUUUAAAAUUGAUCGCUCCAUUUUAAGGCAUUCAGUAAUUGUAGCAAUUGUAGUGAAAAAAAAAA
Messenger RNA from Linepithema humile (Argentine ant), 3367 nucleotides. Its product is annotated as E3 ubiquitin-protein ligase KCMF1. The record is from RefSeq and is a predicted model, not a curated record. NCBI's taxonomy places the organism in Eukaryota, Metazoa, Arthropoda, Insecta, Hymenoptera, Formicidae. Gene Ontology annotation, molecular function: zinc ion binding. Gene Ontology annotation, biological process: synaptic signaling. Gene Ontology annotation, cellular component: plasma membrane.